Rotaria sp. Silwood1 is the source of this 579-nucleotide messenger RNA. NCBI's taxonomy places the organism in Eukaryota, Metazoa, Rotifera, Eurotatoria, Philodinida, Philodinidae. The record is from the annotation of a GenBank genome assembly.
AUGUCAUCCCAAGGUGAAUGUCUUUCUCAACGGACUGCAUUUCAUACUGCUGGUAGUCAUAAACCGAUUGAAGUAAAACAACAAUCAUUAGCUCGUGUUGCUCAGAUUAUGGGUACAGUCGGUGAAGAUAAUGAAAAUACUAAUGAAAAUAAAAAUAAUGAUUUAUCUGAAAAUGAAAAUGAAUUUGAUGGUGAUGAAGUUGAUGAUGAUCUUGUAUUUAGUACAGUACCACAACGAUCAACAAUUGCCACAACAUCAAAAAUACAUUUUGAUGAAAUUGAUGAUGAUGAAAUGCGUCGUUUUGCUGAAUCAUUUGAACAAGAACAACAAGACACUAAAAUGGAUGAUAAUGAUCGACUUGGUGAUGAUGAUGAUGAUGAUGAUCAACUUUGUCAAGAGUAUGCACGUAAAAUGCAAACACCAACAAAAUCCAUACAAAUUGAAAAUAAUAAAAGAAAAGAACCAUGUAUUGAAGAUCUUGAUGCACUUCUAAAUGAUAAUGAUAAUGAUGAAUAUAAUAUUGAAAAUAGAAUGGAACAACAACAACAAAUGUCACCUGUUUUUAAAAAGAAACCAUAA